UGGCGCGUUGUGGCGCGCAAUUUCCUCAGUCUUGUCUCAGACGAUCAAUAGUACAGUUCAGAACGCUGCCUGUCUCGAGAGGGCAAAAAAAGUAAAUCAGUUCAGUGAAAUACAUAAAUUCAUAAACGCAGCCAGGAACAAUAGUGACCGUUGGAAACCGGUGGUGGUGGCGUCUGCGACGACAGCGUGACAGCAAUAGUGGCGAACGGCGGCGGCGGCGCCUUCUUGGAUAGCGUGUGACAAGUGGUUCAAGGAGACAGCUAAUAUAAUUACUGUUCGCUAGAAGAAGAAAGUGCUUUGUGUUUACUGCAGGCAGGGUUUAAUUAGAUCGAUCCGGUGAGAGCGGGAUUGGCAUUCCGAGCGAACUGGAAUCUGAUCGGGCGUCCACCUGGUUGGAAGGAGCCGUAGAACAAUGCCCAUUCUAGGGAAAAAAGUGCUAUUUUAAUUAGUUUUAUUAAUCGAAACAUCAUCUGAUUGAGCGCGGGUGGAUUGAAUAGUUUGCUCGUUGAAAAACUGUUGAGACGCGAUCGGAGCUGAAUUUUUCGUGAAUGUUUUGAGCUGUAAGAGCAUCAACAACAGAUGGACGGUUCUCGGUUAUUAUUAGAACUGCUUUGACGUACAAACACAAGCCCCCGUAUUUUCCGACCAGAAGAAACAUUGUGGUGCGAACUGAGGACGGGUACGAUCGUUUCGUGUUUUGGGAGAUCCUUUCCGAAGGGCGCGACUUUUUAUCGCCGGACCGGACCGGAAAUUGAGAAGAAUGGAGACCGAGUCGCAUGAAGUAUUCAGCGCAAAUUUGGUGAAAGAGAAUGAAGUUCCCAUGGUAUCGAUGGACGGAGAAGCCCACCCGGAGAUAACACUGGCCGCAGUCGGAAUGGGCAUCCUCGUAGCCUGCAUAAUCCUCAUCACGCUGAUAGCCUACAUCAGCCGAAGAAAGAGACAACUUUUCGACAACAUGAAAAGCGCUUCCGGUUCGUUGAGCGCCUCCAGAAAGUCCAACAACAGCGGCUCGGAAGUAUUUACCAUUUCGAAUCAGAUCCAAUCGCACAGCUGCCGAAGUUCAACGGUCACCGUCUGUACGGAUGUGGUGACCCAAAUUUGAGGACAGUUUUUAAUUCAUUGUGCGUUUGUGAUCCAAAAAUCGGAGACUGAGCCUCAGCUUGUUUCAAAUGUUUUUUCUGUUUGAAAAUGAUCUUCUUUUAAGCUCUACCAUGUAAUAGAAAUAAGUCAAUUAAUUUAGCAAUAAUAGCAUUUAGACAAUUUGUGUAUAUUUAGUAGGUUUUGUAGGUAAAUGUAUGUAUGCUCUAAAAAAACCAUUAAAUGGUUGAUCACUAUUAAAUUGAUAAUAAAACUGUGUACCGCAAUAGUA
Messenger RNA from Topomyia yanbarensis, 1369 nucleotides. RefSeq lists its product as uncharacterized. The record is from RefSeq and is a predicted model, not a curated record. The coding region runs from base 761 to 1102 and encodes 113 amino acids. The transcript is spliced from 3 exons. Lineage: Eukaryota; Metazoa; Arthropoda; Insecta; Diptera; Culicidae.